GUCAUAACAACGGAAGCACCUGCUGUGUCACAUUUUUUUUAAAUAAGGGAGGCGAUGUGAUGUAAAUGGAAGAAAUGUUUUAACAAAGCUUGAAUGAACAGUAUGUUUAGCUAUGCGUUGGUCGCGUUGCUCUCUGUGUUAUUAGCGGUGUGGUUCAUGCCUAGAGAAUGGCCCUUCAGUGUUGGGAAUGAAUCGACCCAGAGGCUCCUGAGCAGGCAGGAACUGUCUCUGUACGACGGGGAGGAAGGCAGCAGGGGCGUUUACCUGGCCAUUCUGGGCCAAGUUUUUGAUGUACACAAAGGAUACAGGCACUACGGACCUGGAGGUGCUUAUCAUGCUAUGGCAGGUAGAGAUGCUUCAGUGGCCUUCAUCACUGGGGAUUUCACAGAAAGUGGCGUGACAGAUGACGUGUCCAGUCUGUCCCCAUUGCAGAUAGUGGCCUUGUAUGACUGGCUGACCUUCUAUCAGAGGGACUACCAACCUGUGGGUGUGGUAGAAGGCCGGUUCUAUACAAAGACUGGACAGCCCACAGAGGUCCUGCUGCAGGUACAAGCAUCAUUAGCGGAGGGUCAACGAAUCAAAGCCCAUUCUAAUGCUGAGAAGGUUCGCUUCCCAUCCUGUAACUCAGAGUGGAGUGCUGCUAGUGGAGGAAGAGUCUGGUGCUCCACUAAAAGCGGUGGAGUAGAAAGAGGCUGGAUCGGGGUGCCACGGAAACUCUUCUCUCCAGGCUCCAGCAGUGCUCGUUGCGUCUGUGUGGAAGACCCGUCCGCAGCAGAGGAAGACCCCAACCUGCAGAAAUAUGAUGGCUGUCCUCCACAUGCCGACUCUUGUUCUGUUGGAGAUUACUAGUCCCCGAUCCAGCCAAGAAAAUGGACCCAUUCAUGACUUGCUUUUUUUUGUAGCAGCACAAAACUCAGGACAAACACUAUAUGGCUUCUGCCAACAACUCACAGCACUGAACUUUCACAUAAUAAUAAUAAAG
Messenger RNA from Scomber japonicus (chub mackerel), 982 nucleotides. Its product is annotated as neuferricin. The transcript is spliced from 4 exons. Lineage: Eukaryota; Metazoa; Chordata; Actinopteri; Scombriformes; Scombridae. Gene Ontology annotation, cellular component: endomembrane system; membrane. Bases 94 to 849 code for a protein of 251 amino acids. The record is from RefSeq and is a predicted model, not a curated record.